AUGGUGGUUGCUGAAACAAUGAAAAAUGCAUCUGUUAAAAUAUCAGUUUCAGAUUCGGAUUCCUCCAAUUCUGGUGUUGAAUCGGAUUCACAACAUGAAGCAGAAAUAUCUGAGGCGGAUGACGAAAGUCAAGAUGAACAAGAAGGAAACGGUGAACUUAUAUUAAAAAAUGAAGGUUGGGCCGAUUCUCUAGCUAAAAUUCUUGGAUCCAAUAAACCCAAAAGCAAGAAGACAUUGGUUUUAUCAAGGGCAAAGAAACAUUCAGAAUUGAUUAAAAAAGUGAAAGAGGAAAAACCUAGUUUUGAAAUCAUUGGAGAGAAUGCCACUUAUGUAGUAGUGAAGCCAGAAUUAAAAAUAGAAGAAACAGAAACUAGUGAUGAACCUGUGGCUAAAAAAAAGAGACAGGAAAAGACAUCCCUACGCACUAAACCCAACAUAUUAGAAAAGGAUAGAGAAAGGUUAUUAGCUAAGAUUGCAACAAAGGGGGUUGUUCAACUAUUUAAUGCAGUCAGAAACCAACAGAAAACCUUUGAAAAAGAAUUAAGUAGUGACGCAACAGAAACUAAAAAAGAAAAGGUGUUGAAAAAGUUUGAUAAAAGAUCAUUUUUAGAUUCUUUGAUGGGACAAACAAAAUCUAUACUUGUAGAUGAUAAUACUAAGAGUACAAAAGAGGAAGUUAAAUUAGAAGAAAAACCAAAAUGGAAUGCAUUAAGGGAUGACUUCAUGAUGGGAGCAAAAAUGAAAGACUGGGACAAAGAGUCAGUUGAAGAAUGA
This is a messenger RNA of Leptosia nina, 774 nucleotides long. The record is from the annotation of a GenBank genome assembly. Lineage: Eukaryota; Metazoa; Arthropoda; Insecta; Lepidoptera; Pieridae.